This is a messenger RNA of Ricinus communis (castor bean), 2295 nucleotides long. Its product is annotated as scarecrow-like protein 15. The transcript has a single exon. Gene Ontology annotation, molecular function: DNA-binding transcription factor activity; sequence-specific DNA binding. Gene Ontology annotation, cellular component: nucleus. Lineage: Eukaryota; Viridiplantae; Streptophyta; Magnoliopsida; Malpighiales; Euphorbiaceae. The record is from RefSeq and is a predicted model, not a curated record. Gene Ontology annotation, biological process: regulation of DNA-templated transcription. The coding region runs from base 453 to 2072 and encodes 539 amino acids.
UAUAGUAUACUAGUUGCAAUACUGACCAUACCAAUGUAAGCCUGGCUGACACUAGAAAAUAUUGCAUGAAUGAAUGAAUUAAAACCAGCAGCAGCACGUACAAACAGCACAAGCUGAGCUAAGAGAGAAUCCCAAAAAGCAAGGGCAAAGCAAUAUCUUGAGUUUCAAGCUUCAGAAGAAAUGGCCUGAGCCAGACUCAUGUCGAACAUGUAUGUAUAUAAUAUAUACUCGCUCUUUAUAUCACAAUCCUCCCCACAUAUAUCCCAUGCACACGCAAAGAUUAAAGAAAAGCUAGCAAUCAUAACAGCCAAAAGGCCCCUCCAAUUCCUUCUUUCUAACUCCAUUUCCCUCUUCUACUUUCUAUACUCUAUACUCAAAACAAGCCAAUAAAAGAAGGAGGAAGAAGAAGAAGAAGAUAUUUCUAGCCUUUAUAGCUUUGUGUUUUCUUAGCUAUGAAAGUUCCCGUUUCAUCCUCACAAAACAACAACCAUCGUCAAUCUCAAUCUGCAAACCUGAAAAACAGCACCAACAGCCGAAAUAUUGGUUUCCAUAACAGCAGUAGUGCUCCAAACUUGUGCUACGAGCCUACCUCAGUUCUUGACCUCCGGCGAAGUCCCAGUCCAGUGUCUGGCAAACCGGCGUCUGGACCUGAGCAUCAUCAUUCUCUAGAGUGGGAUGAGCAUGUCCUGCAGAAUUUUGAUUGGGAUUUUAUCAUGAAAGAAUUAGACUUUCAUGAGGAUUCCACUCCUACGCUAAAGAACAUUCCUCAAGUCAAUUCUUGCGAGUCCAUAAUCCACAGUCAUAAUAAUCUCCAGGAGUUCACAGCGCCUUCCAAUAACGAUCCUCCUCAUUUGCUUCACCAUCCUGAUUUCAAUGAUAUAUGCUUCAACAUCCCAACUCAAAAAUUGAAUUCUCUUGAUUUAUCUCAUAAUAUUGGAAAUUGGAGCAACUUUGGGUUUGAUCUUAUUCAAGAGCUUAUCCGAGCAGCAGACUGUAUCGACUCCAGCGAAAUACAACUUGCCAACGUGAUAUUGGACCGUCUCAAUCACCGUCUACAAUCACCGGUCGGAAAACCACUUCAAAGGGCUGCUUUCUUCUUCAAAGAAGCUCUCCAAAAUCUACUCGCCGGUUCACCUCGGACGCCAACUCACCCAACCUCGUGGUCAGAAGUUGUCCAAACUAUAAAAGCUUAUCAGGACUUUUCAGGUAUUUCUCCUAUUCCAAUGUUCAAUCACUUCCCCGUAGACCAAGCAAUCCUCGAAACCCUAGACGACUCUCCUCCUUUUAUUCAUGUUAUAGACUUCGAUAUCGGUCUUGGUUGCCAGUACGCAUCUUUCAUGAGGGAACUCGUUGGGAAAACCGAUCAUUUUUGUAAUAAGCUCACCUCCCCAGUUCUUAGAAUCACUGCAGUAGUUACAGAGGACUACGCUAUCCAAACCCAGUUGAUCAAACAGUGUCUAUCCCAAUACGCCCUUGAACUAAAGAUCAGGUUCCAGAUUGAGUUUGUUCUUACUCGUACUUUCGAAAUGGUAUCAUUCAAAUCAAUAAAGUUCAUUGAAGGAGAGAAAAUUGCCAUUCUUUUAUCUUCAGCCACCUUCCGUCGUCUGGGUUCAAGCAAUAAUAACAUCAACUCUUUUGUGACUGAUAUCCGGCGAGUCUCGCCGGAGGUUGUUGUCGUUGUAGAUAAUGAAGGAUGGGGAGAGUCUGAACCGGCGUCGUUUAGGAGGAAUUUUGUUAAUGGUCUUGAGUUUUACUCUAUGAUAUUUGAGUCACUUGAUGCUGCAGCAGCUGGUGGUGGAGAGUGGGCUAGGAAAAUAGAGAUGUUUUUGUUGAAACCUCGGAUCUUUGCUGCGGUUGAAGGGUGUGGGAGAAGGGUGUCGCCGCCGUGGAGGGAGGUCUUCUGUGGGGCGGGAAUGAGGGUGAUGCCGUUUAGUCAGUUUUCUGAUUUCCAAGCUGAGUCUUUGCUUGGGAAGGUGCAAGUUAGAGGAUUUUAUGUGGCGAAACGACAAGCUGAGUUGGUGCUGUGUUGGCAUGAGAGACCCCUCAUCGCCACGUCAGUAUGGAAAUGUUAGAAAUUAAUUAAUAUUGGUCGGGCUUUAUCAUUAUUAUGAUGUGAUAAUUAGUUAAUUAAUUAAUAGUUUUAGGGGUGUGUUUGGGAUGUAAUAAUUAUGUAUCAUCCCAAAUGCCAAUUUGUUCUUUUUUCUCCUUUUUCUAGUUUUAUCUUUUCUCUUUUUUUGUCGGUAUGAUCUGAUGCUAGAAAGUGAGGCUCGGUAGCCACCAUUCUUAGUGUUUUAA